CACAAGAAACCACAAGCGUAUUUACGGAGUUUAAAGUGAACAGUGAGAGUUUUUAAGGAAAGGAAAGCGUCCUGUGAAGAAUCAAGGGAUGAAGUUCCCUGUGGAUCUCCUGGCUGGUGUCAGCCAAUCAGAGGUGGAGCGGUCGGCCCACGCCUACAUGAACAGCCUCCUCUACAGCGACCCUGACUGUCCUGACCAGCUCCGCCUCUCUGACUCCACCCAGGUCACCAUAGAUGUUUCCAGUGUGGGCUUCAUCCCUCUGUAUGGAUCCAGUGAUAAGCAGCGUAUCCUGGCUCUCUUCUCUCCCUCUGACCCCCUCACUGCUGUGGCUCUGUUCCUGCUGGACAGGUGGUGGACGGUGGACGGCCUCCUGCAGACAGGAGACCCUGAACGAGAUGGAGCUAUGGAGGUGGAGACGGUAGGAGAGAGGAUAGUCUUAUACAUCCUCAAUCGUGUCGUGUAUAGAGCCCAGGAGAUGAGCUCUGAAGAGCUCCCCUUCCUCUGCCACGGAGAGAAAGAUCAUGCAAAGAUCCUCUGGAGUCAUGGAGAGGCUGUCGGCUUCUACUCAGUCAAACCCCAAGGUACCCUUUGUAAUUCCUAUUCAACCAGAAGCUAUCAGCUGACUGUCAUGGACUCCAUAUUUGUUAGAAAAGGUCAGCGUGGGAAUGGCUUCGGCCUCCAGAUGCUGGAGGACUUCGUGCUCAGUUCCAAAGAGGACUGUCUGGGUCUGAGGUACCCGCUCACAAAACCCAUGUAUAAAGUGUGUGAGAAGUACCUGUGCCAGUACCCAGAAGACACACAUCUGCUGUGGGAGGUGGAGAGCAUCGGGGCCCCCAACCAGAGGACCAACAUCUCGAGCAGGAUCCAGGCCAUGGAUCAAAUCGCAGUAUCCAAGAGUCUGACAUUCACAGAGGAAUCCCUGGUGAUCACUGAAAUGACUGAAAAGGAUGUGGUGAUGGAGGCAAUAAGCACUCAAAUAAAAGAAGCUGAAUCUAUGGAAUGCACAGUUGAAAUUGUGGAGGAAGUGACCGUACUGAGCGCUACCAAAGUCUCUGAGGCCGAGGUGCCCCUUACAGCCCGGGGAAGAAGCAGUGGCUCAAAACGAAGGAAGACGGCUGAAAAGAUUGCAGAGGAAAAGUCCGAAAAAAUAAUCAGAAUUGAGGAUAUCGAAGCAGAAACCCCCAGAGAGGAGCACGUUGCUGAAUCUCUCCAGACUGAGGAUGUGACCAGUGUUGUGCCUGAAGAACAAGGACAGGAUGUAGUUGAUACAGAAGCAACUAUAUUGGACCAACCAGACGGAGGCGAUGCCCCCCAGGAUCUGAAUACCUGCUCUCAUGACUCUCAGAUAGCUGUUGAGAAUGUGGCGUCGGGAAUCGAGGAAGAUACUGCAGUGCUGCCGCUCUGUGAAGACAUUUCAUUGGUACCCAAGGAAGCAGAAACUCUGCACAGCGUGGAACAGGCAGCAACAGUUGGACAGCAAGUGGUCAGUUUAUCAACACAUGCAGCAGCAGAGAACGGUGAAGCUGAAGAAACAAGAGGAGCCGUUGUAAAGGCCAAAAAAUCUGCGCAGAGUAAAACCCCCAGACGCAAAUCUACCCGUCACAGCAAGCAGGAGGAGGAGGAGGCGAAGGAGGGACCUGCAGCCCAGGAUGGACGGAUCUCUCUGAGAGGAAGAACUGUAGUGAGCACACCCAAAACCACACGGAAAUACACACGACGCAGCCAGAGGGUAAGGGACGAGGUCGAUGGAGUUUCUACACCUGAAGCUGGCACUGAGGGAGAAGAACAGGAGGAGAAGAGCUCCGUAAAAGAGGGUGUGGAUGCGGUGGAAGAACUGGCCGAAGACAAGCUGGAAGAAAAUGAAGAGGAGACAGAGAAACAGCAGGAACAACUGGCAGUGAAGGCGAGCUCCACUGAGCUUACAGCAGAGACCGCAGCAACACAGGAUCACGAGGAGGACAAAGGUACGGAUGAAUGUGAGGAAAAACAAACGGGUGAUGAGGCGACAGAAAAUAAACCAGAUGUCUCUGAGGAGGAGGCAGAGGAGCCUCCUGUUGUACAGAAGAGAGCUCUGAGAGGCAGAUAUAAAGUCGCUACCAAACAAAGCCAAGAUCUUCAAAAGCCAGAGGAGCAGCACCUAGAUGAAGGGGAACAGAAAGCAGAGGAACAAGCAGCAGAUCAACCUAUGGAGGAACGCCAGCAGGUAGAAGAAGAAGAGAAAGCAGACCAAACAGAAGGAGAGACAUCAACCGAGGAAAACACUGUAGCGGUAGAAGAAACUGUUCCAAAGGCAGAGGAAGUUAGUCCUUCUACUGAGGUGAACGUGGAGGGGGUUCAGGUAGAGGAAGAGACUACAGAACCAGAGGAAGAGACUACAGAACCAGAGGAAGAGACUACAGAACCAGAGGAAGAGACUACAGAACCAGAGGAAGAGACUGCAGAACCAGAGGAAGAGACUGCAGAACCAGAGGAAGAGGCAGUCUGUGACACAGCUGCUGCUUCAGAGACAGUCACACCUGAGGAGGUUCCUAGUGAGACUGGAGAGCCUCAGGAGAAGGACAUCAGCUCUGAAAUCCCCAAGCUCCAGAAAGCCACUGUGAUCUUAGUGGACAUAAAAUCAACGAGCUAUCAUCUUAGUGCGAAGGAGGCCGAUGAAGCAGUGGAUGGAGAGACUGCUCGACGCGAAGAGGAGGAUGGAGGGAAGCAGGAACACAUUUCAGAGGGAUCUGCAAAGACUGACGAGAAGCAAGAGCUUGAAGGGCAUUCUGAAAAAGCAGAAGAAACACAAUCUGCCGUUGUGGCAGAGAAAGAAAUGGUUAUUGAAACAAGAGAAGAGAACUCAGCAGAGGAAAGUGAAGGCCACCAGCAGCAGGAGGACGACACCAUGGGGGAGGGUAUUGGUGAGGCGGGGGCAAAGGAAGCAGGCACAGCUCCAGUGGGGUCUGCAGACACAGCAGGAGACCACGCUGAAGAGGGUCUCCCACCAGCGGAGGAAGGAGAGCCAAUGAGCCUGGAAGAGGAAGACACACCAGUUGUAGUGACCAGAGCUCUGAGGAACAGAAGCAAAGGAAGUGCAGCUUCACCAAUACGCAGCACCAGGAGCAGGAAGGAAGUGGAAAACAGUGAAGAAGAGGAAGAACCGGCAGUGACCACACGGACACUGAGACGUGGGAGGAAAGCCAUCUCUGACACACCCAAGGGCAAGUCCAGAAGAAGCCGUAAACGCGUCCAAGAAGAAGAGGAAAGUGUGGAGGAAGCAGGAAUAGAGGCUGAAGAAGAGAUUAAACACGAGGCUCCCUCUGAAAGAGAGGCACGUUUGGAGCCAAAGGAAGGUGUCGAGAAGGCAGCUGCAGAAAAGAGUACUGAUGGAGAUAAUGAAGAAGAAGCAGGGCUGGGACCAACAGAGGAGGACAAGGAGAAAGCCCCAGAGGAGGAUCAGAUGGAGGUGGGGAACGAAGAAGCUGCUGCUGAGGAUCCUUUAGUACCAGAAGGAGAGCCUCACCUUGCUGCUGACUCGGCUGUACUCUCAGCUACUGAAGAAGAGGAGCAACCUAGUGAGGAAACGGCCCCCCAGUUUCCUGAUCUCCAAGAGACACUGCUGAGUGACGCCCAGGAAGAAACAUCAGCUCCGGCUCAGGAGAGUGUUCCUGAGCCGGAGGUGAAGGUGGAAGAGGAGAGAGGGGAAGCAGGGACAGUACAAGCUGCAGAAGAGGAAGACACUUCUAAUGACGUGGAGCAGGAAGCUACAGUCAUCGAAACCAGAACAAGGAGAAGCAGUAGGAAGCAAGCGGCCGAAGCCACGCCAAGAACCCGAGCAGCGAGAAGCAGACAGACAAAGGGGGAUGGAGAAAAGGAGGCAGCUUCUGGAAUCCAGGAGGAGGAACCAGUCAGGGUUCUGAGGAGAGGAAGGAAGAGUAUCCCCUCUGCACACACAACCAGAAAGAGCCCCAAGGAACCUCAAGAAGAAAAAGAAGAAGAGGGGGGAGAGGAGGAGAGGGGGGAGGUUGCAGAGGUAGAGAAAGAGGAGGAGAGGGGGGAGGUUGCAGAGGUAGAGAAAGAGAAGGAGGGGGGAGAGGUAAAGGGAGAGGAAGAAGAAGAAAAGCGGGAAGAGGUUUCUGCAGCAGGAGAUGAAGAGUCAGAGAACGCAGGACAGGCGGUUGAUGAGGAGCAGGGGGGGGGGAGGGGAGGAAAGGGACGAACCUGUCCCAGAGGAAGAGGAAGCUGUUGUAGCGUCAGAGGAAGAGGAAGCAGGCGAGGACACAGAGACUGCAGAAGAAGCUGUCCCAGAGGAAGAGGAGGCUGUUGUAGCGUCAGAGGAAGAGGAGGCAGGCAAGGACACAGAGACUGCAGAAGAAGCUGUCCCAGAGGAAGAGGAGGCUGUUGUAGCGUCAGAGGAAGAGGAGGCAGGCAAGGACACAGAGACUGCAGAAGAAGCUGUCCCAGAGGAAGAGGAGGCUGUUGUAGCGUCAGAGGAAGAGGAGGCAGGCGAAGACACAGAGACUGCAGAAGAAGCUGUCCCAGCACCGGAGACAGUGCAGGAGGAACAGCCAGCCUCUGAAGGAGCAGAGAGUGCACAGGAGACCGUGGAGACAGCAGAGGAUGACAAGGACAAAGGUGCGUCUGAGGAGGAGGAGGAAG
Messenger RNA from Trematomus bernacchii (emerald rockcod), 4638 nucleotides. Its product is annotated as trichohyalin-like. The transcript has 11 exons. Bases 89 to 4558 code for a protein of 1489 amino acids. Lineage: Eukaryota; Metazoa; Chordata; Actinopteri; Perciformes; Nototheniidae. The record is from RefSeq and is a predicted model, not a curated record.